This is a messenger RNA of Coccinella septempunctata (seven-spotted ladybird), 926 nucleotides long. RefSeq lists its product as uncharacterized. The record is from RefSeq and is a predicted model, not a curated record. Lineage: Eukaryota; Metazoa; Arthropoda; Insecta; Coleoptera; Coccinellidae. The coding region runs from base 484 to 888 and encodes 134 amino acids. The transcript has 2 exons. Gene Ontology annotation, molecular function: odorant binding.
ACAGCUGUCUGAUUGUCAGCUAUAUGAAUUUUCUUGCCCUUAAGUCUUCUUAAAGUUGUGUGAAUCGAUUUUUAUACAAUCCGUGCAGAGUUAUAAGCUCUUUGUGAUUUUUUUAGCGCUUUCCAAUUUCCAUGACGCGAAGCGAUGACAACGUUAUCACCUACACAAUGCAUACCGGUGUCCCACACUAAUUCGAAUACAAUUAUUGUCAACAAUGGGUAAACAAAUCAACCCAGCACAACAUCUAAAUCAUACACAUCCGGCGAGUUUAUUAUAAUUAAAAAAAAAUACUCGGAUUUAAAUCUUUUCAUGAAACUCGGACAUCAUCCAAUUAUAUCCGUUGCAUUUCAUUUGAACAAUCUUCUCUAAUUCAUGUGAUUAUUUCGGCGAAUGGUUAGUUCUGGUAGUCCCGUCUAUAUAAAAGAUGAGCGGCGAGAAAAACAACCAUAAUCUAGUUACCACUUUGAUUCGAUAGACGCAAAAAUGUUUUUUCACGUUUUGAAACUGCUGGCAGUUGCCGCACUUUGUGUUUCUUCGGUGAGAAGUGAGGAAGACAAAAAAAUGUGCCCCUUUCUCGCGGCGUGUUUGAAAGAAACGGACGGUAAGGUGAAGAUUGAAGAUAUGAAAGUUUUGAUGACGGCAAAAAUCGAUGACGUAGAUGGAAUAUCUGAAGAUGUUUUGUGCGUAUCGAAAUGCGCACUAGAGAAGAAGCAAUUAUUGGUGGAUGAUAAGUUCGACGUGGACAAACUCUUAGUGGAUAAAAUGAUGGUGGACAAGGUCGAGAAAAAAGAGGAUUUCGUAGAGUGCGUGAAGAAGAUCGAGGCUGUCAAGGAAUGUGGGGAUCUCAAGGAGUUCAUGAAGUGUAAAAUAAGAUUCACGAAAGAUUAGAUUGUUGAGGAAUGAAGAGUAAAGAUUUUUCGAUCAAA